Panicum hallii is the source of this 2220-nucleotide messenger RNA. Its product is annotated as rop guanine nucleotide exchange factor 7-like. Gene Ontology annotation, molecular function: guanyl-nucleotide exchange factor activity. The record is from RefSeq and is a predicted model, not a curated record. The transcript has 7 exons. NCBI's taxonomy places the organism in Eukaryota, Viridiplantae, Streptophyta, Magnoliopsida, Poales, Poaceae. The coding region runs from base 260 to 1972 and encodes 570 amino acids.
CCUCGCUCGCUCGCUCGCUCGCUCGCCGUCUCUCUCAUCGCAUGCACCCCACGGCCACGAGGGUCCAGUCUUUCCGUGCUCCUCCCCUCUCGCCGCACGCCACAACCCACAAGCGUAGUCGCUGGUCGUAGUCACCGGCCGGCGCCGUGUUCUAGUGAGAGAGACACCGCGAGGGAGGUGGCUACCAAGGCGCGCUAGAUUUUGCGGAGACAGCGUAGUGAGAGAGGAGGCCAGGCCAGCAAGCACUCGUCGACCGGGGAUGGCGCGAGGUGGCGGCGCGGGCGAGGAGGAGGAGGAGGAGGAGCGGGGGGCGACGAGCGAGGAGGCGCUGAUGGCGGACUCGGCCGACGAGGAGGGCCGCCGCGGGAGCAGCUCCAGCGCCAGCUCCGAGGCCGCCUCCAGCGUGUCCUACACCUACACCCCGCCCGACGAGUGGCAGAAGGUGGCCAUCAAGACCUGCGUGUCGGCCGACGUCGUCGUCGCCGCCGCCGCCGCGCCCGGGGCUGGCGGCGGCGGGGACGCGGCGGACGACAGGCGCAGGGCCUCAGAGAUGGAGAUGAUGAAGGAGAGGUUCUCGAAGCUGCUGCUGGGCGAGGACAUGUCCGGGAGCGGCAAGGGCGUCGGCACCGCGCUCGCCAUCUCCAACGCCAUCACCAACCUCUGCGCGACCAUAUUCGGGCAGCUCUGGAGACUGGAGCCGCUGCUGCCGGAGAAGAAGGCCAUGUGGCGGCGGGAGAUGGACUGGCUGCUCUGCGUCAGCGACCACAUCGUCGAGCUCGUGCCCACAUGGCAGACGUUCCCGGACGGGACUAGGCUGGAGAUCAUGACAAGCAGGCCACGGUCUGAUCUGUACAUCAACCUGCCGGCGCUUCGGAAGCUAGACAACAUGCUCCUCGAAAUCCUGGAGGGAUUCAGGGACGCCGAAUUCUGGUACGUGGACCAGGGCAUCUGCGCGCCGGACUGCGACGGCUCCGCGUCGUUCCGGAGGACGUUCCACCGCCGCGACGACAAGUGGUGGCUCCCGGUGCCCCGCGUGCCCCACGGCGGCCUCUGCGAGGCCACGCGGAGGCGGGUCGAGCACCGCCGCGACUGCGCCAACCAGAUCCUGAAGGCCGCCAUGGCCAUCAACAGCAACGCCUUGGCCGAGAUGGACGUGCCCGACUCCUACCUCGACUCGCUGCCAAAGAAUGGGCGCGCGACGCUGGGCGACGUCAUCUACCGGUACAUCACCUCGGACCAGUUCUCCCCGGACUGCCUCCUCGACUGCCUGGACCUGUCGUCGGAGUACCAGGCGCUGGAGAUCGCCAACCGCGUCGAGGCCUCCGUCUACGUGUGGCGCCGGAGGGGCGGCGCCGCGAAACCGGCGAGCCGCGCGGGCGCCAAGUCGUCGUGGGGCAUCGUGAAGGACAUGAUCAUGGACACGGAGAAGCGAGACCUGCUCGCUGAGCGCGCCGAGGGCCUCCUCAUAUCCCUGAAGCAGAGGUUCCCCGGGCUCACACAGACGAGCUUGGACAUGAGCAAGAUCCAGUACAACAAGGACGUGGGGAAAUCGAUCCUCGAGAGCUACUCGAGGGUCCUGGAGAGCCUGGCCUCCAACAUCAUCGCGCGUAUCGACGACCUCCUCCACGUCGACGAACUGAGCAAGCAGUCAGACCACCUCCCCGCCGGCGGCGCGGACGGGAACAUCGCCUGCAAGAACACUACCACCGGCAAGGCCACGGCGGUGCCCGCCUCGGGCACGCCGUACGCGACGGCCUACGCCACGCCGAGCUUCUCGCCGGCGCAGCUGUCGAGCCCGUCCAAGAUCGGCAGGGCCCUGCUGGUCGACCGCCGGUCGCACCACGCCAAGGGGGCCGGAGCCAGGACAACGGCGACGCCCGCGGUUGACCGCGCCGGCGUGGAGGUCGUCAAGGGCAUGCUGCUCGGCAGCGCGGUGUUCGACAUCCCGACGGCCGUCACGGCAGAGCUGUGAAGAUCCGAGGGCACACGCUGGGUUCAGAUGAGCUGAUGAGGUCGCCGCCUGCGGAGGCCUCUCUGUGUAUACUUACCUCGUGUCGGCGUCAGGCGUGUCCGCGGGGCAGAUUUGUUGUUGCGUCCUAGUUUUUAGGCAUCCGAGGGCGAUUUCUCAUGUUGCCGUUUGCCGCCCUCCGUUUGUAAUGCUUUGGCACGGUGUCAUGUUAGUUCUGCGAGUCUUGGUAUGCUAAGGGAGCUUCCUUUCCA